AUGACACAACUUCACUUGGACAACACCAAGUAUCUACACAAGCUUCGCUUCUGCAAGUGUGUGCCUCUAGGGAGCAAACAUGGAGGGAGAGAUCAGCAACUUCAUCAUGGUGUGGACCUUGGUGGUGAUAUCCUCACCUAUUGCCACACCAUCGGUCAAACCGUCCCUACUGGAACCAAGAGGCUCUUGGCCAUUUCACCGGUCAUUGGCCUCUUCUUCGUGCUCCCUCUAAGCCUCACCACCAUCUCUCUUGGAGGCCUCACUUCAUUCUUCAUCGCUUGGCUUUCCAACUUCAAGCUCAUCCUCUUUGCCUAUGGCAAAGGCCCAUUGUCGUCAAGUCAAUCUUGCUUGUUGGCAUAUUUCAUUCCCAUCGCUUGCCUUCCCAUUAAGAUUCACAACCCGAUUGAGAGCACCAAAAAUGAAGAACACCCAUGUUCGGAGAUCAACGAGCGAGGCCUCAAGUCGCCGAUGAAUUAUGCCAUUAAGUGCUUGGUGACAGUUGCCUUUUUGCCCGCCUAUGAGAGGAAGGAUCGUGUUCAUCCGGUGAUGAUCAACUUGAUGUAUUGUGUGUAUGUGUACGUCGGAUUGGAGAUGUCCCUGGCUGUGGUCGGAGCCAUGGUCCGAACACUUGUCGGCGUCAGGCUUGAGCCACAAUUCGAAGAGCCGUAUCUCUCGACCUCACUACAAGAAUUUUGGGGGAGGAGAUGGAACCUCAUGGUCACAAAUAUACUUCGGCCUACCGUCAAGUCCAUUUCCAGCCGUGUGAUUGGAAGGAUGUGGGCCCCACUGCCGGCAUCAUUCGCGUGCUUCCUGGUCUCGGGCCUCAUGCAUGAGCUGAUUUUCUACUACAUUGGACGUAAGGAGCCAAGGUGGGUGGUCACCUCCUUCUUCCUCAUGCAUGGCCUCUGCGUAGCCAUCGAGAUCGCCGCCAAGAAAGUGUUCGCCAACAAAUUCCGUCUGCCGAGGGCAGUUUCGGGACCGAUGGCGGUCGGUUUCAUCCUCACGACGGCGUUGUGGCUGUUCCUACCGGCCCUAUUGUGGUGCGACGCUGAGGACAAAGCACGUGGAGAGGCCAUGGCGAAUCAACAAAUUGCCCACAUUAGCAAGUCACUUAAGAUGGCUAGAGAUGUUUAG
Molecule: messenger RNA, 1134 nt
Organism: Eucalyptus grandis
Lineage: Eukaryota; Viridiplantae; Streptophyta; Magnoliopsida; Myrtales; Myrtaceae
Product: acyl-CoA--sterol O-acyltransferase 1
Exons: 4
Coding region: 1-1134 (377 amino acids)
Biological process (GO): lipid metabolic process
Source: RefSeq, a predicted model, not a curated record